Messenger RNA from Lachancea mirantina, 2241 nucleotides. NCBI's taxonomy places the organism in Eukaryota, Fungi, Ascomycota, Saccharomycetes, Saccharomycetales, Saccharomycetaceae. The record is from the annotation of a GenBank genome assembly.
AUGACCGACAGUUCCAAGACGACGACGGAGCAGCGUCAUCGAAGAACGAACUCCAUGGAUCAAUUCACAGAUCCUUUUUCGACCCCUGAGAUAUACUAUGGCCCUGCUACCGAUCCCUUGAAGCAGAAAAAGCGCACGGGUUUUAACAGAACUAGGACUUUGAGUGUAAUUGGAAGUACAUCCAAUUACAAGCUGGACGCUAAUAAUAUUGUUCCCAUCAGAAGAAGAGGAUCGGAGGAUAACAGUUAUCUAAACAGCAGGAACCGAGCGUUUUUCAUUGAAGACGUGGAUGCGACAUUGGAACAACUUUUGCACAGCGAGGAUACAGAUCAAAACUAUCAAAUUACCAUUGAAGAUCAGGGGCCUAAAGUUCUACGUGUUGGAACUGCGAGUUCAAAUGGUUAUAGGCAAGUCAGCAUUCGUGGAACCUAUAUGUUAUCAAAUCUGCUUCAAGAGCUAACUUUGGCGAAAAGCUAUGGAAGAAAACAGGUAAUUUUGGAUGAAGCACGCCUUAAUGAAAACCCGGUCAACAGGCUAUCUAGAUUGAUAAGCACGCAAUUUUGGAAGAAUUUGACGAGAAGAAUUGAUAUGUAUAACAUUGGGCAAAUAGCAGCUGACUCGAAGAUUGACACCCCUGCAGCAAAGGUUCCUCGGGUCUAUGUUCCACAUGACUGUCCUGACCAGUACGAGUUUUAUGUUCAAGCUUCACAAAUAAAUCCCUCUGCCAAUCUUGAUGUUGAAUACUUACCAGAAAACAUAACUCCAGAAUACGUGAAGUCUAUCAACGAUAGGCCCGGCUUGCUUGCAUUAGCAAUGGAGAAGCACAUGGAUCCAGCUACCGGUGAACAAAUAAUGGUAAGCUACCCUUACGUGGUUCCUGGUGGCAGAUUCAACGAACUUUACGGCUGGGAUUCAUACAUGAUGGCCCUUGGUCUUCUCGAUGCAGGCAAGAUGGACCUAGCUCGUGGAAUGACGGAACAUUUUAUUUUCGAGAUCAAUCACUAUGGUAAAAUCCUGAACGCUAAUCGGAGCUACUAUCUUUCCAGAUCGCAGCCUCCUUUUCUUACCGAUAUGGCCCUCAAAGUUUAUGAAAGAAUGGGCGGUAAGCAUAAUCCAGAUGCUAUCGAUUUUUUAAAAAGAAGUUUUCAAGCUGCUGUGAAGGAGUACAAAACAGUUUGGAUGAGUGAGCCAAGGUUCGAUCCUGGAACUGGAUUAUCCUGUUACCAUCCUGAAGGUGUCGGUGUUCCACCUGAGACGGAGCUCGGCCAUUUCGAUAGUGUUUUGAAAUCCUACGCUAUUAAACACAAUCUGUCAGUUCCAGAAUUCACAAGUCUAUAUAAUGAUGGGAAAAUCAAGGAGCCCGAACUUGAUGUAUAUUUCCUGCACGAUAGAGCAGUGAGAGAGUCUGGACAUGAUACCACCUAUAGGCUCGAUGGUGUUUGUGCUUAUCUCACGACAAUUGACUUGAAUUCGCUGCUAUACAAAUACGAAGUUGACAUUGCAAAUUUUAUCGAGGAGUUCUACGAGGGCGAAUACCGUGACUUCGAAAAUUCGUUGACUUCAGCUACUGGCUGGAGAGAAGCCGCAUCAAGGAGGAAAGAACACAUUUCUCAUUACCUGUGGGAUGAAGAAACCGGUUUCUUUUAUGACUACCAUAUCAAAUUUAAGGAAAGAACCUCUUAUGAAUCAGCUACGACAUUUUGGGCCCUAUGGGCAGGCUUGGCAACUCCUGAGCAAGCCGAGGCUAUGGUAAAGAAGGCUUUGCCAAAGUUGGAGAUGCUGGGGGGACUGGCAUCCUGUACCGAAAACUCGCGGGGCGAAAUCUCGAUCGACAGACCGAGUAGACAAUGGGACUAUCCAUACGGAUGGGCACCACACCAGAUUAUGGCCUGGGAGGGGCUUCAAAGGUAUGGCUUUGUUUCCGAGGCCAGACGCUUAGCGUACGAAUGGCUAUUUUUGAUGACGAAGGCCUUUGUUGACUAUAAUGGCAUUGUUGUUGAGAAAUACGAUGUGACUCGAGCAACAGAUCCGCACAGGGUCGAAGCGGAGUAUGGAAACCAGGGUUCAGACUUCAAGGGUGUCGCGACCGAAGGUUUUGGAUGGGUUAAUGCCAGUUACGUUUUGGGGUUGAAAUACAUGGACAAGCACGCGAGGAGAGCUCUUGCAUCAUGCAUUCCACCGAAUGCUUUUUUUAAGAAUUUACGUAAAGACGAGAGGGUCCGCUAUGGCUUAUCCGACUAG